Molecule: messenger RNA, 309 nt
Organism: Staurois parvus
Lineage: Eukaryota; Metazoa; Chordata; Amphibia; Anura; Ranidae
Source: the annotation of a GenBank genome assembly
CCCCUGGGCAAUAGGGGAUCAUGGGGCCCCUGUGUCCUUGCCCAAACUCAAAAAAGCCUAUGAAAAAGGUACCAGGUACCCCCGCAGGGGCAUCACAUGGGGGGGGGGGGACCCCCAUACAUCUGCCUGAGUUUAAACUACUAAAGAACAUCAGCAUAUGGAUGAUCCCCACCCUGCUACCCCAAUUAUAGUGUAUCAAAGCCAAAUUUUUUUUUUUUUAUAGAGUAGGGAGGGUGACAACCCCUGUUGGUUCAUUUUUUGGCAGCCGUAUCCAUUGGGAAGAUUUCCCUUCACUUCCUGUCCCACAGA